Messenger RNA from Salvia splendens (bonfire salvia), 2085 nucleotides. Its product is annotated as protein FAR1-RELATED SEQUENCE 5-like. The transcript has 3 exons. The coding region runs from base 1 to 2085 and encodes 694 amino acids. Gene Ontology annotation, molecular function: zinc ion binding. NCBI's taxonomy places the organism in Eukaryota, Viridiplantae, Streptophyta, Magnoliopsida, Lamiales, Lamiaceae. The record is from RefSeq and is a predicted model, not a curated record.
AUGGCGGCGGCGGACAGCACCGGGCUGAACUCAGCAGCAGCAGGCGCGGCUGCUCGGCUGAACGGCGGUGACAUUAGGCCGGAAACUAUGGCAGCUAGACUUCGGCGGAGGAGUGGCGAUGAGAGAGGGCGGAGGAGAGGAAGAGACAGGAGUUCGACAGAGAGAUAUCAGAGGAAUUUGAGACUGCUUGGAGGCGGAGGAUUUGGGAGAGAAAGAUCAGGAGAAGAGAUUGAUGUAAAUACACCAGAAUGCCCUAUAGAACUUAAAUCAUUUGUUGGUCGUAGCUUCCCCACAUUGGACAACGCAAUUGAAUUUUACGAGAACUAUGGUCGAAGUGUUGGAUUUGAUACAAGGAAGAACGGUUCAAAGAAGGUUGAUAAUAUCACCAUAUGGGUUUACAUGGUGUGUAACAGAGAAGGUGAACAGAAAUUUAGCGAUCAACAACCCAAACGACGACGUAAAUCGAAAAAAUGUGGAUGUAAUGCUUGUGUUGCAUUCAAAUUCGAUUCUGACCGUGGUUACGUCAUUCAACAUUUGAACGUAGAACGCAACCACCCCAUGGUUGAUAUACAACACCAGGAGUUCAUGAGAUUAAAUCGUCAACUUGAACUAGUUCACCAAAAAUUUAUUUUGGAUUGUGCUGGUGCUAAUAUCGGUCCAUCUCUCACUUUCAAGCUAUUGACUGAAUUGAUGGGUGGAUAUGAGUCUGUUGGGUGUACUGUGUUGGACAUUCGUAACUACACACGGGACAUCAGAAGAUACGCCGAAGGAUAUGAUGCCCAAAUGAUAAUAGACGAGAUGAAGAAGAAGAAGGAAAAUUGUGACGCCUUCAUGUACGAGUAUGAAGUUGAUUCUCGUAGUCGACUGAUGCAUUUAUUCUGGUGUGAUCCUAUUGCUAAGAUGAAUUUCAUGCAAUUUGGUGACAUUGUCUCGUUUGACACUACGUACUCAACUAAUAGGUACUCAAUUAUUUUUGCUCCGUUCACUGGGAAGGACAACCAUGGGCGCACAGUGUCCUUUGGAGCUGGUUUGCUUUGUAGUGAGAGCGCAGACUCUAUCUCUUGGCUAUUCAAGCAGUUUGUCAAGUGCAUGGGCAUAGCUCCCAAGUUGAUAAUUACUGAUCAAGACUUGGGCAUGAAAGUUUUUGUUGAAAAAGUUCUUGUGAAUACACGUCACAGAUGGUGUACGUGGCACAUCAUGGCAAAAGUGGCUGAAAAGGUUCCUAAGUCACUUCUGGGUAAUCCUGAUUUUAAAAAGGAUUUGAAUUCAUGCGUUUGGUCUGAGUUGAUUGAACCCACAGAGUUUGAAGACAAGUGGAAGACUGUGAAGGAGACAUAUGAACUUGAAGGCGCUGAACGGUUCAGUUCUAUGUUCGAAUCAAGAAAGUUUUGGGUUCCUGCAUACUUUAGGGACUUCCCUAACAGUUCUUUGAUAAAGACGACUUCUGUUUCGGAAUCUCAGAACAGUUUUUUCAAGAGGUAUACUCAAUCUCAGACCAAUUUCAACAAUGAUGUUGAUGCCCAACGAAACUACUCCGCAAAGCUGGAUUAUAUGGAUUAUAAUACUACCGCAAAGAUGAAAACAGAGUGGUCUCUUGAGAAGCAUGCAUCUACAAUAUUCACAGAUGGUGCAUUCAAGGAAAUUCAAGAACAGAUACAGGAGGCUUAUAACCACUGCAGCCUUGUAUCUAUAUCAAAUGAUUCAAGUCCAGAGGUUUACAAGGUUUUAGAUCAUUUUUCAAACACAUGGACUGUCACAUUCUCUGUGGAGGAUUCUGUGUGUCAAUGUGGUUGUAAGAUGUUUUCUAGGACUGGUCUUGUAUGCUGCCACAUCUUCCUUGUGUUGAAGAACAAAAAGAUGCGCUUGAUUCCUGAGAAUCUGAUUAAAGGUCGAUGGUUGAAAUCUCCUCUGUUUAAGGCUGUUCAUGUCGUCCAAUGCCAAGAUGUAGCAACACAUGUUUAUGUUGAUGUGAAGAAGAAGGCACAAGCAAUUUUGUUGGGAGAGAUGUUGGGUCUAUACCAGGCUGUAUCUGUCGAUAUUGAUCAAAUUCAUGAGCUAACAUCUAUAGUUCGUGAAGCAAGAUAA